Messenger RNA from Lodderomyces theae, 4980 nucleotides. RefSeq lists its product as uncharacterized. Gene Ontology annotation, molecular function: ATP binding; bilirubin transmembrane transporter activity; ATP hydrolysis activity. Gene Ontology annotation, biological process: transmembrane transport. The record is from RefSeq and is a predicted model, not a curated record. Gene Ontology annotation, cellular component: membrane. NCBI's taxonomy places the organism in Eukaryota, Fungi, Ascomycota, Pichiomycetes, Serinales, Debaryomycetaceae. The coding region runs from base 1 to 4980 and encodes 1659 amino acids. The transcript has 2 exons.
AUGAACCUUUUCUCAGGGAACUCCACAGUCCCUAAAAUUCAAAUCUCAACUUUUGAAUUAUCCUUCCUCAGAUCACUUGAUGUACUACAUAACUUCAAAGACACCUUUAUUUCAAACUCAAUCAACACCAAUGGACAUCACCUGAGUCUUCCGCCUCCAUUGUACUCACCUCAUGGGAACGCCUUGAAUCCUUCAUUUUUGAAUGUCGUCGGAAAGAGUGUCUCCGUGAUUUUUGCAAUCUUUAUUGCAAUCCAAUCCUUACAACUUGCCAGGUCAAAAACUUUCUCAGGCAGACAGUCAAUUGGUGUGUCAUGGUCCCAAUCUGCUCGGGUGUUCUUGGUUGUUGCACAGACCAUCUCGCUCAUCACGCUUUACUUUUUCGUCGGGAACAACUACCUCGUUUACGACAUUGGGACAACGUCACUAGCCGCUGUUUUACAUGCCAUUGAGUACCAGAAAUCAACCGUUGCUGUGACCUCACUACUUUUUUACUGGUUCGUGAAGUCGUUGUUUUUAGCUACCGUUGUGGUGCAGGACUCAGUUUCGAAGCAUUAUAUUCUCCUGAACGACUCUUUAAGUUAUGGGUUAGAACUUGCCGUAUUUGUCACAUCUGUUUUGGUUUUGAUUAUCGAGGCGGGAUUCUACAGACCUGGUUUUCAAGUAGAGGACAAGGACAAUAAAGCUUCAGUUUUUUCACUGCUUUCAUUUAGCUUCAUACAACCAGUGAUUGACAAAGUGUACAAAACAGACGACAUAAAACUAUCAGAACUUCCAGAAGUUGCAGAUGACCUCACCUGUGAUGAAGUGACACCAAGGUUAAAGCACUACUGGGUAUACGAACAAUCAGUCAAGUCCCAUUUUUUUAGCAAGUUAUGGGCGUCGAUAAGGAGAGAAAAGUAUGAACCCUCACCAGUUUUGUUUGCAGCCGUUUUCAAGGCAUACUAUGGCUACUUGCUAACAAAUCUUUUCCUAGCAUUUGUUGAGACACUUUUGCAAUUUUCUCAGCCAUUUGCAUUGAUGAAAUUUCUAGGAUUUUUCAAUGACUAUCUUUACAGCACCGAAGAGGAACAACUGCCAAUCAUUAUUGGAUACUAUUGGGCAGGAAUUAUGUUUUUGGUUGCCGUGGGAAACUUUGUCACCUAUAAUCAAAUGAUAAUUUUGCAAAAUAAGUUGGCUGUUAGCAUUCGAAGCUCACUCACAACCUUGGUGUACCAAAAAGCCUUGAAUUUUUCCCCUGGGUCCAGAAGAAAGAAGCCUACUGGUGAUAUCAUCAACAAUAUCUCAGUUGAUAUUGGUCAAAUCAAUGGAUUAUUUUUACUGUUGGGUGAUUACGCAGCGGCUCCUAUAAAGUUAAUCGUAUGUCUCAUUGCAUUGUACAAAUUCUUUAAAACGGCAUCGUUUUUUGGAUUGGGUGCUGCGUUAUUGUCUGUACCUUUGGUCACAAUGGUGAAUGCGACUGUGAUUUCUAGUUAUCGUCAAAUGAUGAAAGACAAAGAUGAAAGAACUACUUUGAUUACUGAGAUUAUCAAUCUGGCCAAAAGCAUCAAGUUGUACUCUUGGGAAAAGCCAAUGUUGGAAAGGUUGAGUCACGUUAGAAACAACAAAGAGUUGCAGAACCUUAAGCUGAUUGGAAUCAUUAUUGCCCUUGCACAGUUUUUAUGGACGUGCGUACCCUUUAUCAUCAGCUGUGCCUGUUUUGCAGCUUUUGCAUGGUUGUACAAGAUCCCCUUGACUCCGGAAAUUGUGUUUCCUGCGUUGAGUUUGUUUGAUUUGUUGAUGGAGCCCAUGAUGAUAAUUCCAAACUUGGUAGUUAGUAUUGUGGAAACAAAAGUGUCUUUAGGUAGAUUGACUGAGUUGUUGACAUUGGAGGAAAUCAGUCCCGAUCAAGGGGGAAAGAUAAAGAGGGAGUCUCUUCCAAAAGGAGCCUACUCCGUUAAAAUUGAAAAUGCAAACUUUGUAUGGAAUCUCGGUGAACCUGAUAAAACUUACAAAGAUGAAGAGGAUGAAGUUGAAGGUCAGGCGUCAAGUAAUGUGGCGUUGACGGAUAUCAAUUUUGUGGCCAAUAGAGGAAAGUUGACUUGCGUUGUGGGUAAAGUUGGAAGUGGGAAGUCUACCUUGUUAAACGCAAUUCUCGGUGACAUCCCAAUCAGAGGACCAAAUUACCAAGACAACGAAAGUGAGGCACAACCAAAGGUGGAAGUGUAUGGAUCUAUUGCUUACUGCCCUCAAAACCCAUGGAUCUUGAAUGGUACAGUCAAGGAAAACAUUUUGUUUGGUCACAAGUACGACUCUGAGUUCUACAGAAAGACAAUUAUCGCAUGUGAGUUAGUUUCUGAUUUUAAAACGUUACCAGAUGGCGACAAAACAAAUGUCGGAGAAAAGGGAAUCUCGUUGAGUGGUGGUCAAAAAGCACGUCUUUCUUUGGCAAGAGCAGUAUAUGCUAGAGCAGAUAUUUACCUCUUGGAUGAUGUUUUGUCCGCAGUCGAUGCGCAUGUCGGUAAAGCAUUGAUUAAGCAAGUGCUUGCUAGUGAUGGAAUCAUUGGAACUCGUACCAAGAUUUUGGCUACUAAUUCUGUUCCUGUUUUACACGAGGCCAAUGAUAUUUAUCUCUUGUCCAAAGGUUCUGUUGUUGAACAUGGUAAAUACGACGAUGUGAUGAGAAGGAAUGGCGACUUGGCAAAUUUGAUCAACGAAUUCGGUAGACAGAGCUCCAAUAAUCUGAGGCAACUCACUCCCGAGGCAGAAGAGCAAGGACAAGAUUUGAAACAACUUGAAGAGGCUGAGAUCAAAAGUGAUGUUCGUAAAGUAAUUGAAGAGGAGCUUACACACAGUGAUGAACGCCGUGCCAGUGUCGUAUCUCUCGACCACGUAUAUGCUGAUGAUGAGGGUGAAGACGAAGAAGAUGAAGUUACUGGCACUUCAAAGAAGAUCAGAACUGACGUACAAGAGGAAGGAAAAGAGAAAGGAGCCGUUCCAUUCAAAACGUUUCUUCAAUACAUUAAACAAAGUAAUGUGGGAUACUUUUCGUUAUUUUUGGCACUGAGUGUCGGCGUCAUGCUACUCAAUGUCAUGGAGACUUAUAUUUUGAAAGAUUGGUCAGAUAUAAACAAAGAGCACAAUUCAACAGUUAGACCAGGGUUUUUCUUAGGAUUAUAUUUUGGUGUUGGUGCCUUGGGUGGUGCUUUAACUUAUUUCCGCUAUUUUGUAUUCUGGUCAUUUUGUAUCAUCCGAGCAGCAGGAUACUUCCAUGACACUAUGGCCAAGUCAAUCUUGCGUUCACCAAUGUCAUUUUUUGACACCACUCCAGUGGGAAGAAUAUUGAAUAGAUUCACUCAAGAUGUUUCCAAUUUGGAUAUGACGUUGCCAUUCACAUUGAUAAGUUUUCUCCAGUUGAUUGUCAGAGCCAUUAUUACAUUAACUGUUGUUAUUGCGUCAUUACCUCGGAUGAUUGUAGUGAUUUUAGUUUUGGGUGUGAUUUACAACUACUACAGAGCGAGGUAUAUCCCCACUUCUAGAGAGUUGAAGCGUUUACUGUCUGUUGUCAACUCGCCGGUAUUGUCGGUCAUUCAGGAAUCAUUGAACGGUGUCGAUACCAUAACUGCUUUCCAUCAAAAGGAGAGGUUUAUUCACAAAUGCAAGAAAUUUAUCGAUGAGAGGACAUUGGUCAAUAUUGUAAAUGUUGAUGUGAUGAGAUGGUUGUCAAUGCGAUUGCAGUCUAUAUCUGCUGCUACGUUGUUGGCCGCAUCAGUUUUGUCUGUGUAUUCAUUAACCGGUAGCCAUCCAUUGGUUCCAGCCAUGGUGGGGUUCGUUUUGACGUACGUUAUCACUGUUCCUACUAUAUUGACUAACUUGAUCAACUCGUGGAGCUCAGUUCAGGUCAGUGGUGUGGCUUUGGAGCGUAUUAUCGAGUACUGCAACUUGCCCUCAGAAGCACCGCUAGUUAUUGAAGACAAGAGACCGGACUUCACUUGGCCAGCUCACGGUGUUGUAAAGUUCAAUAACUACAGCACUAGAUAUAGAGAAAACUUGGAUCCUGUGUUGAAAAACAUUGAGUUCAAGAUUGAGCCUAGGCAGAAGGUCGGUAUUGUUGGAAGAACAGGUGCAGGAAAAUCAUCCUUGACGUUGGCAUUGUUUAGGAUAAUUGAAGCUACUGGGGGAAACAUUGAGAUUGAUGGAGUCAACAUUGGUGAGAUUGGGUUGUACGAUUUGAGACACCAUUUGACAAUCAUUCCUCAAGAAGCCCAUACCUUUAGAGCAUCUGUGAGAGAAAAUUUGGAUCCAUUUGGAGAAUACACUGAUGAAAAGUUGUGGAGGGUUUUGGAACUAGCACACUUGANGGUAUUGAUAAUUGAAGCUACUGGGGGAAACAUUGAGAUUGAUGGAGUCAACAUUGGUGAGAUUGGGUUGUACGAUUUGAGACACCAUUUGACAAUCAUUCCUCAAGAAGCCCAUACCUUUAGAGCAUCUGUGAGAGAAAAUUUGGAUCCAUUUGGAGAAUACACUGAUGAAAAGUUGUGGAGGGUUUUGGAACUAGCACACUUGAAAGAGCAUGUGGAGAAAAUGGAGACAGAGCCAACUGAGGAAGAGAAAACGAAGAGCAAAAAUCCCGACGAACUACCUAAAAAGAGAGGGUUGGAUGCUGAUAUUGAAGAAGGUGGCUCAAAUUUAUCGGCUGGCCAGAAGCAACUUUUGUGCUUGGCAAGGGCUUUGUUGAAUGAAACCAGUAAAAUUUUGGUUUUGGAUGAGGCUACAGCUGCUGUCGACUUCCAAACUGACAAGAUUAUUCAACAGACAAUCAGAGAACAAUUCAAAGACAAGACCAUUUUGACCAUUGCACACAGAAUUGACACCAUCAUGGAUAGUGACAAGAUUUUGGUAUUGGAUCAGGGUAAGGUUGCUGAAUAUGAUACUCCGCAACUGUUGUUGAGGGAUGAAAACAGUAUAUUUUACUCGCUUUCGAAGCAAGGCGGGUAUAUCUGA